ACAAAAAGUGAAGAGCGCAGCCUUUUAUUAUCGCGCGCGCAGCUCUGUGCAAAUCGCGCGAGCGAGCGAGCAAACGCAAUGACGAUUAAAAAGGGGUCAACUCGAGGAAGAUUUAUGUCAACGACCAUGUGUCAACACGACCGCACGCUGUACGUCACGUACGCCGCACGUAUGCGCAAUACUGGGAAUCGCCAGAUAGCGUGGUCACCGUAAAGUCCGGCUGCGAAAUAGGGUCGCGAUCCGCGCAGCACCCGGCCGCCGGGUUGGAUCGUUAAAGCAGAAGGCCGCGCGAUUUUUCCGCUUUUCCGCGAGAGAUCUCCAUCUCGCGUAACGCGGGCCUGAACGAUCAGGCGAGAGAUCCUCGCAACAUCCAAUGUCAGUCGUUCUGACUUACAUCGCAUGACAAUUUAAUAAAAACGAAAUGUCUAUCUAAUAUUGCUUUGUAGAUAAGAUUUCAAAAAGGGGAUUUCUGUAUCUAUGUGUGUUUUGUAUAUUCCCUUAAAAAUCUAGAAACGUUGGAGAUAUCGAGAUAAAACUUUUUGUAACUUGUUUAAUAUGUUUAUUUACAAGUUUUAUCAAUUCUUAGGUCCAUUCUUAGAUCAAUUCUUAUAUCAUUACUCAAGUUCGCUUUGGAAAUUAAUUCCAUUACUUUCUUAAAAAUCCAAGAACAUAAGACGAAAGUUUUAUUAUUAAUCGAUCUCAAACGAGACAAACGCAUUGAUAAUGCUAAAAGCGAGAUUGUUAAUUUCGAAAACUGAUGAUCAUCAUAUUGAAUCCGCCAUUUUCCGAAUUUCUUUACACCAAAUUCAUAAUCAAUGACUCCGAAAUAUGUUACGUUUGAAGGAACUUUAUCAGGAAGUAAAUAGCAUGGCUCAAAGGAUUAAUCCGAACCUUGUUAACUUGAACACAGAAUUCUGGUAACUUCAUUUUUGCUUGGACAUUUAAUUGACCCAACUCAAUUUUCUCUUCCCGUGUAACACUAGAACAAUCUAGAAUUAACGAACACGAGAGAAGAAUCCUUAUUUCCGAUCAAACUCUCGGUUUGCCCGAAAUGAUUUUCUUAGUCAACAGCUUGGCGUUCCUUAAAGCAAAGGAUAACACGUUCUGACAAUUCAUUUAUCGAACAAACCGCAAUGACACUUCCGCAAUCAACGAUCAUAAUCGGUCAUAAUUAUUAGUCGCUAAUUGUAUUAUACGCGUCGAUGAUUUUUCCGUAUCGAGAGUUUCCUCGUUAUUUGUCGGGAUUUGUCGCAAUAUCCUGCCGCGCGUCGGUCAAAUCGCGAACCCGUCGUGCAAAUCGAUCGCGCACACAUAUACGCGCGCUCACACACACACACAUUGUUUCCUGCUUUUUGUGUCACGCGCGACCGAGUCGCGGUCGGGAAAAGCGUGAGAUUUUAUUGCUGUCUGUUGCGCGCAGGAAACGUAGAGAUACUUCACGACGGGAAGUGGGGCAGUGUGUGCGACGACGAAUGGGACGACUUGGAUGCCGAUGUGGUUUGCAGGCAAUUGGGUUUCAACGGUGCAAUUAGAGCGACGACGAACGGGCACUUCGGCCAGGCCAGAAGAAGAUACUGGAUGGACAACGUUUACUGCGACGGAACCGAGGACGAGCUCGCAAAAUGUCGCUUCGAUAGUUGGGGUGUCUCCGACUGCGAUAGCAACGAGGCUGCCGGUGUGGUUUGCGUGCACGACGAGGAAGCGAAAACGACGUCGAACCCGCAGAAACCGCCGAAAUCAAAGAUAAAGGACACGCAUCUGCGGGGAACGGCAUUGCGGUUGUCCGGAGGCCGAGUACUUUCCGAAGGUCGAAUAGAAGUCAAACUUGGUGAUGCGGAUUGGGGUGUCGUCUGCGGCGACAGUUGGUCCAUGCUCGAGGCCGCCGUCGUCUGCCGUCAAUUGGGCCUCGGUUACGCGUCCGUCGCAACACAGACCGACUUCUUCGGCGGCGAGGUGAUGCCGAUAUCGAUCAGCGGAAUACAGUGCCACGGGAACGAGGGGAAUCUGGCGGAUUGCCUGCACGACAAGGUUGUAAACUGUCCAGGUACCUCGAUCGGGAAAACUAAGCUCAAAUAUUUGCGACGGCACGGUCGCAAAAAAGUUGCGACGAGACGGUACUGGUAUUGUCGCGGGAGAUACUUCACUUCGCCGAACGCGACGCGCAAACACGACGCUUUUUGCGUCCGCAGAGUAGAUGGUAAGAUGUUUGUAAAUACCAGCGGUAGCGUCGAAGACCUCGAGAGAGCAUAGGAGAAACAAUUACAUAUAUCUGCUCACGGAGAUUACUUUUCAAAUCGACGGUGUGAGAGAUCGAUUUACAACGCGGUUCGCGUCCAGGGAGCCGCGAGAAGGUGGGACCUUCGUCGAUUUAAACGCCAUGAUCCAUCUCGUAUUGUACGCAACUCCGAAAUUGAGUUUAUUCAACUCGAUUUGUUGGGACAGGUCUUUUUUCACACUAAAUCGAAAUCAAACGGUAUCGCGAGAGUGACCGCGACCCGACGGCGAUUUCAGGAAUAGCGAAAAACAUAGCUGGCGUGGUGUG
Molecule: messenger RNA, 2542 nt
Organism: Odontomachus brunneus
Lineage: Eukaryota; Metazoa; Arthropoda; Insecta; Hymenoptera; Formicidae
Product: lysyl oxidase homolog 2A-like
Exons: 4
Coding region: 1579-2250 (223 amino acids)
Cellular component (GO): membrane
Source: RefSeq, a predicted model, not a curated record